Messenger RNA from Phyllostomus discolor (pale spear-nosed bat), 8179 nucleotides. It is a transcript of the gene SORBS1, whose product is annotated as sorbin and SH3 domain containing 1. Gene Ontology annotation, cellular component: cell-substrate junction; nucleus; cytoplasm. The record is from RefSeq and is a predicted model, not a curated record. Gene Ontology annotation, biological process: cell-substrate adhesion. Bases 257 to 4927 code for a protein of 1556 amino acids. The transcript is spliced from 34 exons. Lineage: Eukaryota; Metazoa; Chordata; Mammalia; Chiroptera; Phyllostomidae. Gene Ontology annotation, molecular function: protein binding.
GCCCGCUGCGGAGUGUCGGUGAAGUCAGCGCCGAGUCCCAGAAAAACAGAGCGGGGCCAACUGCAGCGUGUAGUGCGAGUGGGGCAGGACGCGCGCUGCCCGCCCGCCCGCCUGGCGACCCGCAAGGAAUUGGCAUUUUCGGAAGAGUUUAUGAGACCCUCUCUCUGCCCAGAGCUCCUGGACCAAUGCAUCUUUCCAUCACAUCAAACCACUGAGCCGUGCAGAGCCCCAGUUGCAGACUUGUCCUGUCACCACCAUGAGUUCUGAAUGUGACGUUGGCGCCUCUAAAGCUGUGGUGAACGGGUUGGCACCAGGCAGCAAUGGGCAGGACAGAGAUAUGGAUCCUACAAAAGUCUGCACUGGGAAGGGAGCUGUGACUCUCCGGGCCUCAUCCUCCUACAGGGACACCCCAAGCAGUAGCCCUGUGAGCCCUCAGGAAGCCCCACAACAGGAAAGUAAACCAGUUCUGGAGUCAGAGAGUCCCUCGGCAGAUGAGUGGAGGCCUUCUUCCAAUGCCGAUGCCAACGGAAACGCCCAGCCCUCUUCACUCGCUGCCAAGGGCUACAGAAGUGUGCAUCCCAACCUUCCUUCUGACAAGCCCCAGGUUCUCUCUCCCCCACGCCCGCCUCUCCCUAAAGAGGGCCGCUUUGCAUGGCAGCGCCCUGCCCUCCACGGUACCUACAAGGACUCGCUCUACCGGAGCUCACCAAAGCCUUAUGUCCCACCUAGCACCCCCAGCCAGCAGAACCCUGCACCCCCGCAGCCUGUCUCUGUGGCCCUGGCAGCCAGAUCAGCUCCCAAAGGUGUGGUGUGCCCUGGGCCCUCACUCCCGGGUCCUGCAUUCCCCAGUGCUUCAUCCCGAACCCAGCAGCACCACCGUGCAGCCGCCGGGACAGUUUACAGUGGGAAUGUGAGCUCUAACCCACGUCAUCAGGCAGUUGGGAAUAAAAAGGUCAGCAGCUUAUAUGUACCAUGUUUAUCCAGUAACAUUUGCCCGGUGGCAUCGGAAAGCCUCUCUCGUGUUGCACGUGACCCAGCCACAGGCACUCGAGCACCGGCUCCCAGCAUUGUCUCCUGCACAGCCGGCACGGGGAAGCCACCCUCCGCUCCUCCUCACCCUCCCAAGCUAUUCUUUGACCCCCGUAAAGAUGCUGUUAACUCUGGCAAGAGUCCUUCCCUGGGGACUCGGCCUUCAUUCCCAGACGCAGUGGGACCACCUGUGCUAGGCCCCCAGGGUACCUCUGAUCCCGAAAACCGGAGGAGAAAAGAACCUUACCUUUUGCAGCCGUGUUAUCCAGCCAAGGAUGCCACUUCCUCCAGCCCAGCCCAGCCUGAGGUUAUAGUUGUCCCUCUCUACCUGGUUAAUACCGACAGAGGGCAAGAAGGCACUGCCAGACCUCCAGCAUCUCUGGGGCCACUGGGCCCCCCAGUCCCGGCCACCGCCCCUGCCGGCUCACCUCUGACCUUCCCGACUCUAGAUGAUUUCAUUCCCCCUCAUCUGCAGAGGCGGCCCCACCACAGCCCGCCGGCCAGCGUUCCUGGCCCCCACCCCCCCGUUAGCCAGACACCACCAUCCUUCUCACCACCACCUCCGCUGGUCCCCCCGGUUCCGGAGGGCCUGCACCGAGUCUCGGAGCCUGACCUCACGGGAGCUGUUUCAAGUACCGAUCCCAGCCCCCUGCUAGAUGAAGUUUCUCCAUCCCGGGCCGGCACCGACUCCCACACCUUCGCACCAGUCAGCAAGCCGUCCUCUGCCUACCCCUCCACGACAAUUGUCAAUCCCACGAUCGUGCUCUUGCAGCACAACCGAGAACAGCAGAAACGACUCAGUAGCCUUUCAGAUCCUGCAUCUGAAAGGAGAGUGGGAGAACGGGACUCGGCACCGGCCCAGGAAAAACCCACCUCCGCUGGCAGGACUACUGAGAAAAAGGCCAAGGAUGACAGCAGACGGGUGGUUAAGAGCGCUCAGGACCUAAGCGAUGUGUCCAUGGACGAAGUGGGCAUCCCACUCCGGAACACCGAGAGAUCGAAAGACUGGUACAAGACCAUGUUUAAACAGAUCCACAAACUAAACAGAGACACUCCUGAAGAAAACCCUUAUUUCCCUACGUACAAAUUCCCUGAACUUCCUGAAAGCCAGCAAAAUUCUGAAGAGGACAAUCCUUACACUCCCACCUACCAGUUUCCUGCAUCUACUCCUAGUCCUAAAUCGGAAGAUGAUGAUUCAGAUCUGUACUCUCCUCGCUACUCCUUUUCUGAAGACACCAAAUCUCCCCUUUCUGUGCCUCGCUCAAAAAGUGAGAUGAACUACAUCGAUGGUGAGAAGGUAGUUAAGAGGUCAGCCACACUUCCCCUCCCGGCCCGCUCUUCCUCACUCAAAUCAAGCCCAGAAAGAAACGACUGGGAGCCCCCAGAUAAGAAAGUGGAUACAAGAAAAUACCGUGCAGAGCCCAAAAGCAUUUACGAGUAUCAGCCGGGCAAGUCCUCCGUUCUGACCAACGAAAAGAUGAGUCGGGAUAUAAGCCCAGAAGAGAUAGAUUUAAAGAAUGAACCUUGGUAUAAAUUCUUUUCGGAAUUGGAGUUUGGGAAACCGCCUCCCAAAAAGAUAUGGGAUUAUACUCCUGGAGACUGCUCUAUCCUUCCUAGAGAGGAUAGAAAGACUAACCUAGAAAAAGAUCUCAACCUCUGCCAAACAGAGUUAGAGGCAGAUUUAGAAAAAAUGGAGAUGCUUAAUAAAGCACCCAGUGCAAACCUGUCACAGAGCUCAGCAGUCAGCCCCACUCCGGAAAUUUCUUCAGAGCCUCCUGGAUAUAUAUAUUCUUCCAACUUCCACGCAGUGAAGAGGGAAUCAGAUGGGGCUCCUGGGGACCUCGGUAGCUUGGAGAACGAGAGGCAGAUUUAUAAAAGCGUCUUGGAAGGUGGAGACAUCCCUCUCCAGGGCCUCAGUGGGCUCAAGCGACCCUCCAGCUCGGCCUCCACCAAAGAUUCAGAAUCACCAAGACAUUUUAUACCCGCUGAUUACUUGGAAUCCACAGAAGAAUUCAUUCGAAGACGUCAUGAUGAUAAAGAGAAACUUUUAGCGGACCAGAGACGACUUAAGCGUGAGCAAGAAGAGGCCGAUAUUGCAGCUCGGCGCCACACGGGUGUCAUUCCAACGCACCACCAGUUUAUCACUAAUGAGCGCUUUGGGGACCUCCUCAAUAUAGACGAUACGGCAAAAAGGAAAUCUGGGUCAGAGAUGAGACCUGCCAGAGCCAAAUUUGACUUUAAAGCUCAGACACUAAAGGAGCUUCCUCUGCAAAAGGGAGACAUUGUUUACAUUUAUAAGCAGAUUGAUCAGAACUGGUACGAAGGAGAGCACCAUGGCCGGGUGGGCAUCUUCCCGCGCACCUACAUCGAGCUUCUUCCUCCUGCGGAGAAGGCUCAGCCCAAAAAGUUGCCACCGGUGCAGAUUUUGGAGUAUGGAGAAGCUAUUGCUAAGUUUAACUUUAAUGGUGAUACACAAGUAGAAAUGUCCUUCAGAAAGGGUGAGAGGAUCACGCUGCUUCGACAGGUGGAUGAGAACUGGUACGAAGGGAGGAUCCCAGGAACAUCUCGGCAAGGCAUCUUCCCCAUCACCUAUGUGGAUGUGAUCAAAAGGCCACUGGUGAAAAACCCGGUGGAUUACAUCGACCUGCCUUACUCCUCCUCCCCAAGUCGUAGCACCACCGCGAGCCCACAGUUUCCCAGUCACAGCAAGCUCAUCAUACCAGCCCCCUCAUCUCUGCCUCACUCCCACCGAGCUCUGUCCCCUGAGAUGCAAGCUGUCACCUCUGAGUGGAUCUCGCUGACUGUGGGGGUCCCAGGCAGGCGGUCCCUGGCUCUGACGCCGCCUCUGCCGCCUCUGCCGGAGGCUUCUGUCUAUCACACUGACCACCUUGCCUCGUUGGCAAGGCCUAGUCCCUCCCUGUCCUUCAGCCUCCCCCUUUCGAGCUGGUCAGAUCGUCCCACCCCACGCUCGAUGGUUUCCCCACUGGCCCUUCCUGCCCCCCACAAAGCCUAUUCCAUGGCACCAGGUGGCCAGGCCUCCCUUCACAUCAACGGUGACAGUGGCAUCCACGUGCCACCUUCAGGUUUCCAGCAGGACAGCUACUCCCAGCCGCUGCUUGGGAGCUCUGAUAGUGUCAUCUCGGAGCUUAGCAAUGCCUUUAACAGCCAGGGUAAGCGGCAGCCGUGGCGAGAAGAAAGCAGACAGUAUGAGAGGAAAGCAGAGAAGGAGGCAGGUGAGAGGUACCCUGGUGGACCCAAGAUCUCUAAGAAGAGCUGCUUGAAACCGUCAGACGUGGUCAGGUGCCUGAGCACCGAACAGAGACUCUCAGACCUCCACAGCCCAGAGGAGAGCCAGCCCAGCAAGCCCCUGGGUAGCCCUUUUCCGGGAAGGGAGGCUGAGCAGACAGAGCCGCGUACAGGUGGCGAGCAGGCUGAGCGGAAGGCUGCUCGGACUGGUGUGAGCCAGCCUUCUCAUCAUUCAUUGAGAGCAGGACCUGAUCUCACAGAAUCUGAAAAGAGCUAUGUGGAAGCGGUUUGCAAUGAGAUCAUAAACAUUGCCGAAAAAUCUGUUCAUUACUGCAGCACUGUUUCUCAUCCCCUUGACUUUCAUCACAAGGUAUCCCCUUCUGACAAUAAAUCAUCUUUAAUCAUUUCUCAGCAACCUCAAGCCCAGCAGCGAAGAGUCACUCCAGACAGGAGUCAAGCCUCACAAGAUUUAUUUAGCUACCAAGCAUUAUAUAGCUAUAUACCACAGAACGAUGAUGAGUUGGAACUCCGAGAUGGAGAUAUUGUUGAUGUCAUGGAAAAAUGUGACGACGGGUGGUUUGUUGGUACUUCAAGAAGGACAAGACAGUUUGGUACUUUUCCAGGCAACUAUGUAAAGCCUUUGUAUCUAUAAGAAGACUGAAAACCACAGAGAUGAUUUUUAUUGGAGGAUGAAGCAUAAUUCAUGAACCAGUCUCUUUAUUUAAAAGUUGAGUCAGUAGGAAAAGUAAUGCAGUGGAUAAAAGUAAGAAGCAAAAGAGAGGGACAGAGAAGUGUGUUGUGUUUGAAACUGGAGCCUGUCUAAGCUUACUGUGUAUCAGACAGGCCUGAACCAUGUGCUGAGCAGAAAGGAAUGAGGCAAAUCUGUAUUUACUUAGCUGCUCUGGGAGCCACUCCAGCCCUCCCCUCCUCUCCCCAUCUUAGGUAAUCUGACCUGUAGCCCAGCCCAGGAGCGGGUAGGCCAGAAAUGCCUCCGGCUGCUGCACCUUUGACCAGCUCCAUCUCUAAAGGGUCUCGGCGCUUAGCCCGAAUCAGCCCUCAGAGUGCCAGGCAGCUUCCCAGCCAUUCUCCAAAGGCUCCACACACAGACUCCAGUCCCACUCCUCACCACUCAGAGCCCCCUGGUCCCCCAACACUGCUGGAGAUCUGUCUAGGCUGCUGACACCCCCAAACUCCCGAAGGCCGAGACCCUCACUGGACCUGCUGAAGUUUCUGGAGCAAUGGAGGCACAACUUAGGCACCCUGUGCGUCCAACCUGCAUGUGGCAUUGCCAUUGACACCCCUGGUGUUCAGACAGAAACACACACAAGGUUUGCCUGUGGGAGCUGGUGACCAGGCAGAUAGUUAAAUGUCUAUAUUGGAGUGACUUCAGUCAAGAAACCCUGUUAGCUUUUGAGGUCACAGGCAGUGUGUUCCUUUCCCAUAGUGCUGGCAUUCACAGAUGGUCACUUUCAGGGCAGCGGUUUCAUUUAUCAAUGCCAUUGCUAACCUCUCUUUUUUGGAUUGUUUUUGGCCAAGCAGUUUGAGGUUGAUAGGCCUGUUCUCAGACAACCAAGGAUGGCAGUGUUCAGUGACUCAUUUAACAACACACACUGAUGCAUGCUGGAUGCCGGGGCUGCCAAUGAGCAAGGCGUGCUCUGAGCCGAGAAGAGACUCACCGUGUCUCAUUUGUACUCCCGUAGGAGUUCAAGGGCCACUCAAAACGUGCUCAGUCACCCAGGGUUAUGAGGCUUCUCUUCAGAGAGGUGCAGAUGCAGUGGCCCCAGGCGUGAGGAAGCAAUUCUGCCACUCCGGGAGGUCAGGUCUAUGCCAGGGCCCCUGCGACACCAGGCGUGUUCAGUCACAACUCUACCUAGUUCAGGAAUGUUUAUUGGCUUCUCUGUUAGACCCCUUGGAGAAUGAAAGAUGGAAAUGGCCCAUUCCCUGCCUGUUGGAAACUCACAGGUGACCAGGGAGACAGAUACACAAAAAACCAAGAGAGAUUGUGAUAUGUGCUGAGAAGGAUGGGAGAGAGGAAGAGGUAAACUUUCCCUGGAGGGAUCCUAGAAAGCAUUAUCACAUUUCUGUCUCCAUUAGCUCACUGUUGAAUACGUAGGAUGCCGGAAGGACCUUUGCCCAAGGGUACUUUAUGGCUGAAAAUACUUGGAAUUGUUUCCACACUCUUUACACUCUCACUCUCCCCACAAACACAUCCACAGUCACAAAUAGGAAUAGCAAUUCCAAGUGCUAGGGUGUGUAUAGGAAUCCUGCCUCUUGGCAUAUAGCUCAGAAUUGCCGUCGGACUGUUGUCCCAGAGUCUGGGGUCUCUACUACGCAAAGUCUGUCUUCAGUGUCCCUGCCUCAACUUCUGUCUCCAUUACUCAUUUUAGGAUCCCUUCAGCUGCCCACCCCCAUCAGACAGCCACAGUACCCUCACUUCUCUCCCUGUCCUCUUUGUAAAUCUUGCUCGCUGACUUUCUUCACACUAAAGUGUAAAUGGCUGAUAUGAGGAAUGUGUUACCUAUUCCCAGUAACUACAGCAGAGCCUUAAUCCCAAAGGAAAAGAUUGUAGAACUAAUGUUGGGGGUGCAGGUAGGUGGAGGAGCUUCCUGGAUAGAAAUUCCUUAAAUAAGACUCAUUGCUUUGGAAGGUCCACUCCACCUUCCCAGGACACUGUGUUUUUGACUCAGAGAGAAUAUAGUACAAGUGUGUAUGCACGUGCAUUUGCACAGCAGCAUUUCACCCAUUUUGAAAUGUAAUUCUUGUAUUGGCUGAUGUGUUUCCUGGUCUUUCUUAGAUGCAAACCAUUAAUAACAUGAUUUUAUCUAAUAGGUUUUUGAGGGGUGCUUCCUGAUUAAGUAGGUAAUUUUGAACACCUCUUUAAAUACAGCUAGAAAAUAAAACCAAUUUGUAAAGCCACAUUUGCAUAUGACGCCAGCCUCACGCAUUUGUAUAUCUCCAGAAACUCAGAUAUGCCUCACUAAUUUGCCAGUCUUUAAUAAAAUCAUAUGUUAAAAUUUGCAUCAAACUUCAGCUUCCUAUGUGUGACAAAACAAGGAACAGAGGUUUCCAAUGGCUCUUUUGUCUUCAGACAUUUAGUAAUAUAAAAUACCUAUUUUUAUGCUGAUAUGUUUAUACAGGUUUAUUAAUAGCAAGUGCAACUAACUGGCGGCAUGCCUUGCUAACAGUUUUGAUAUAUUAGCCACGCUUCUGGGUAAAGGCAAGCCCCAAACUACUUCUCUUUUGCAGUCUCUCCGGGAUCAGUAAAGGAAGAAAAUCAUAUGCUUAAGUGGGACUGUAAAUAUGUAUAUUUAACUUUGUAUAGCCCAUGUACCUACUUUGUAUAGAAAAAUAAUUUUAAAAAUUUGAACUGAAGCGGGGUAAAAUAAGGAAGUCAUGGAGUUUUUUGCAUUUUUAUUUAAAUGAAGGAAUUACAAAUAACUCACCGGCAGAUUUUUAGCACAAAUAUAGCCAUUGUAAAGUGUUGAAAUUUUAAGUAAAUAAUCAUUAUUUCCGGAAGAGAAGGUAACUUCAAUCCCAGUUUCUUUCUUUUUUCUUCUUCUUUUUUUUUUUUUUUUUUGGUUUGGAAUUUUUUGUUUUGGGGGUUCUUGGUUUGUUUGUGGGUUUUUUUGGCAGUUCUAUUUCUCUGAAGUAGUAUUAAGUCCUAUUUCUAGAACAGGUUACUACAAAAAAGAUUACAUUCUGAAAGAAAAAUACCUGACAUUAUAUAUAACCAAUUAAUUUAAAGUUUUGCCAUUUAAAUUACACCCCAGGAGCAUGUACCAUGCAGACACAGGUUUUUCUGUUCAUUUACUUUUCUUUAUUGCAGUGGAUUGAUUUGAUAAAUAGAAGUGUUGAAUUACUACAUUUGCUGUACAUAUUAUUUAAUAAACUUUAUUCAGAAUCA